Messenger RNA from Dromiciops gliroides (monito del monte), 1566 nucleotides. RefSeq names its product protein phosphatase 4 catalytic subunit (gene PPP4C). The record is from RefSeq and is a predicted model, not a curated record. Gene Ontology annotation, molecular function: protein serine/threonine phosphatase activity. Lineage: Eukaryota; Metazoa; Chordata; Mammalia; Microbiotheria; Microbiotheriidae. The transcript has 9 exons. Gene Ontology annotation, cellular component: nucleus; cytoplasm. Gene Ontology annotation, biological process: double-strand break repair via homologous recombination; peptidyl-serine dephosphorylation. Bases 264 to 1187 code for a protein of 307 amino acids.
UCCUCCUUCGGCUUCCGCGGCGGGGCCGGAAGUAGCAGCAGCAGCGGUGGCGGCCGGGAGCGGACGGAGGCUCAAAGGUGGAGUCCAGAUCCCGCGGCUCGAGAGUGGGGUCCCGGAGCCGCCGCGUCGGUAAUAGCCUCAGGAGUCCUUCCUCACCCGAGACACCCGUGCGGGCGGGCGGAGUAGGGAGGGGCUCGGACCCCUGGGUGCGUCUCCCCCCCCCCGCCCCCCGCACCGGGGGGGCCGCGUGAGGCGGGGGGACCAUGGCGGAGAUCAGUGACCUGGACCGGCAGAUCGAGCAGCUGCGCCGCUGCGAGCUCAUCAAGGAGAGCGAGGUCAAGGCUCUGUGCGCCAAGGCCAGAGAGAUCUUGGUGGAGGAGAGCAAUGUACAGAGGGUGGACUCCCCCGUCACGGUAUGUGGGGACAUCCAUGGACAAUUCUAUGAUCUCAAGGAGCUGUUCAGAGUGGGUGGCGAUGUCCCUGAGACCAACUACCUCUUCAUGGGGGACUUUGUGGACAGAGGCUUCUACAGUGUCGAAACAUUCCUGCUGCUGCUUGCCCUCAAGGUCCGGUAUCCUGACCGCAUCACUCUGAUUCGGGGGAACCAUGAGAGCAGGCAGAUCACCCAGGUCUAUGGCUUCUAUGACGAGUGUUUGCGAAAGUAUGGCUCAGUGACUGUGUGGCGCUACUGCACUGAGAUCUUUGACUACCUCAGCCUGUCUGCCAUCAUCGAUGGCAAGAUCUUCUGCGUGCAUGGGGGCCUCUCUCCCUCUAUCCAGACCCUGGACCAGAUCCGGACGAUUGACCGGAAGCAGGAGGUGCCUCACGACGGGCCCAUGUGUGACUUGCUCUGGUCUGACCCUGAAGACACGACAGGCUGGGGUGUGAGUCCCCGAGGAGCUGGCUACCUCUUUGGCAGCGAUGUGGUGGCCCAGUUCAACGCAGCCAAUGAUAUUGACAUGAUAUGCCGGGCUCACCAGCUGGUGAUGGAAGGCUACAAGUGGCACUUCAAUGAAACUGUGCUCACAGUGUGGUCAGCACCCAACUACUGCUACCGCUGCGGAAAUGUGGCAGCCAUCUUGGAGCUGGAUGAGCACCUCCAGAAAGACUUCAUCAUCUUUGAAGCUGCACCCCAGGAAACCCGGGGCAUCCCUUCCAAGAAGCCAGUGGCUGACUACUUCCUGUGACCCCCACCCAAGUCCCUUCCACCCCCAUCCUUUACUCCUCUCCCUAGCCUCAACAUCCUUUGGACCACUGUGACUCUGUCCCCUGCUAUUCCUAUUGCCACCAUCUGCAGGACAGGGUCUCCCAAGGUGGGGGAGAUUUCCCCGUCUCCUCCCUAGGAUCUCAGAGGACACUGGGAGAGCAGAGAAGCCUUUCCCAUCCUGUGUUCUGUCCUAGGCAGAGGUGGGGGGGCGGGGUAGGAGGACAACCUUUGAUCCAAUUUCCUCCUCCCCCAGAUUCUUGGUUUCUAAGUUUCUGGUGGUUUUUUUUUCUGGUUUUCUCUUUUUUGUUUGUUUGUUUUUAGAUAAAAACUUUGGGGAAAAAUGAAAAAAAAUUCUAAUA